Paracoccidioides lutzii Pb01 is the source of this 2043-nucleotide messenger RNA. RefSeq lists its product as hypothetical. The record is from RefSeq and is a predicted model, not a curated record. Bases 1 to 2043 code for a protein of 680 amino acids. The transcript is spliced from 2 exons.
AUGCUCCACCGUUCUCGCCCCUCAAUAAGCCGUGCUGCUUCCAACCCUCAACCACAGCCACAAUUAUCACAGCAACAACAAACCACAAGAGAAACAAGAACAACGCCAGCAUCCACACCAACAAAUAAUACAGACAUGGUCUCCCAUCCGGACAACACCAUUCGCCCCCCACUCCCACUCUUUGCUCCCCGCGCCCCCGCCUCCGUCGCCUCCUCCUCACGCGUCUCCCACUCCCAACGCCACCAUCAUGGCCAUUCCCACUCCCGCUCCGUCCGCUCCCACCACGGCGGCUCGUCCCCGCAACCUCUCAAUCAAUUCCCCAUCUUCGCCGCGACAGGUGAUGUCGAGAUCGUCAUCCGCGCCUCCACCCAGGAAAGGCGCUAUUUACUCCAUCGUCUGAUCCUUGCGCGCUGCUCUGGUUUCUUUGAUGCGGGGACGAGUGAGGAGUGGUCGCGUGUGCAGGCGUUGAGGGAGAUGCUGGAGGGUGAUGAUGGUCAAAGCAAUGUUAAUAGUAAUGAAACUAGGAAUGGGAAUAGGGAGAAUGCUCCUGGGGAGCGUGGGUUGGCCAUUAUCCCUGACGAGGAUAGCGGUGAUGGUGAACUGGUGUCGCAUCACCGUCGUGUGUCAUCUGCACCCACGAAGACGCGGUGGAGGUAUGAAUUGGAUUGGGAGCACAGGGAGGAGGACGAGGUGCCAAUUCUAGUGCAGAGGGCCCCAUCCCAAAGCAACACAAUCUUUGGCGGAAGUUAUCGUCCACCACAACCCCCUCCCGCACGCACAAAACCCCCACCACCACACCAAGGCUUCUUCCGUUCUAUCACAAACCUCACCGGCAUCCAAUCCGCCCUCCACCUCCCAAGCACCGCCACCACUUCGUCAACCCUAGCAACCAAAUCAGCUCUCGAUGAACAACCCCUGGACUCCACGAUCCGCGACUACGACAACCUCUUCCGCGUCUUCUACAACUACCCUCCCCAACUAAACUCCAUAAACAUUGCCUCCGCCUAUUCUGAAUGUAAGUCCCUCCUAAACCUCGCAGACAUGUACGAUGCGCUCGCCGUUGUUGGUCCCCGCGUCGACCACCACCUCCUCCGCUUCUCCUCCCGCCUCUAUAAGCAAAUCGCAAAAUACCCACCCAGCUACCUACGCCUGGGCUAUCUGGCGCGCAGCCAUGUAAUUUUUGCGGAAGCCCUGAUCCACGUCGUGGGCCAGUGGCCGGCUGCGUUGCCUCAUCUGGGUCACACUUCGUACUCACCUUUACCGGACUCGGUGCUGGAUCUCAUUGAGGAUAAAGUUGAGGAUCUGGAGGACCUGAAGGCGCGCGUGGAGGGGAAACUGUUCCGGUUAUCACUGACGACGUCCAGGGGGGAAAGAGUUAGUCCUACCAAUGCGUAUUUGGACUGGUUGGCCGUGUCGUUGUUUCGACAGUGGCUCGUGGAGAAUGCCACGCCACCACCGCAGGGAAUUAUAAAGGCGUUGCCGGCUGUACAGGCCCGGGGUGAUGGUGGGAAUAAUAAUAAUAAUUACAAUGGAAGUGUCGUUGCGAAUAAUGCAUACGGCAACACUUCCACCGUCUCAACAACGAAUAACAAUGCCACUAAUAAUACACACGCAACCGCAACCGCAACAACUACGAUGUUACCAACCACUAGCGCGGGCGCUGCUCCCACCACCACGACAACUAACAAAACCUCCUCCACCUCCAACACAACCACCCCCUCCUACUCUCCAGGCCGCACAUACCGCCUCCUCGGCUCCCCCUCAACCCAAGUCUACCUCCCACACGACGAAUUAAAAAAGUUCCUCAAACAGUCCCACUCACAUUCCCACGACUCCCUAUACUCGCGGGAUAAUCUGAAGCGGUUCGAGCGGAAGAUGGAUGAGAUUAAGAGGCUUGCGCGAGAGAUUGUGAAGCCGCUUAUGAAGAAUUUUUUGGAGUUGGAUUUGAGGAGUUUGGGUGGUGGAGGGGAGGAUGCUAGGGGUGGUGUGUUGUUGCCGUAUUUGACUUGUACGAGGGUUGAAGAGGGUGAUUAUCCGUGGUAG